This is a messenger RNA of Hevea brasiliensis (rubber tree), 1005 nucleotides long. RefSeq lists its product as uncharacterized. The transcript has a single exon. Bases 1 to 1005 code for a protein of 334 amino acids. Lineage: Eukaryota; Viridiplantae; Streptophyta; Magnoliopsida; Malpighiales; Euphorbiaceae. The record is from RefSeq and is a predicted model, not a curated record.
AUGGAAGAUAACCCAAGAAUUCCCAUGGAAAAAGCAGGCAAGAUCAUCAGAAGAUCAAUCUAUAUUUUCUUUCAAAAUUAUCAAUACUUCACCUCAAUUGCAGCCUUCCUUGCCUUCCCUUUCUCAGUCUCAAUUAUGCUUUCACUAGCACUAGUCCCAUCCUCAACAUCUCUCUUGCCAACAAUAUACAAUCGCUUGGAGAAUCUCUUCAAUGCUGCAGGAUUCCCUCCCUCAUCAGAAUUCUUCAGAUUCCUCAAUCUGAAGCUCUCCCAAACAAUCUCUUCAUCCAUCUUUACACUGCCCUUCACCCUCACUUUCUUUCUUUUCUCCAAAGCAUCUGUAAUCCAAGCUCUUAAUCAAUAUAAACCAACUUCACCACAUUCUUUCUCUUCUUUUAUUUCCAUUUUCAAUCCUCUCCUCCUUACCCAUAUCUGCAACUCGAUAUUGAUCAUCUCUGCAAAUGCAACAGCCUUCUGUCUCUUAUUCCUUUCUUUUAAUUUUCUUGAAGGGUUUGGCUUCUCAUCGCGCAACAGCCUUCUCCUCCUCUCAGCUGCUGGAGUAGUUCUUUAUUCUGUUCUUCUUGCCAAUGCACUCAUAAUAUGCAACCUGUCGUUGGUUUUAUCCGGCACAGAAAGAUCUGGCGGAUACCUGGCGAUUCUCAAGGCCUGUGUAAUGAUUCGCGGAAGGACUUCAACAGCACUCUCACUUGCCCUCCCUGUCAAUUUAUCCUUGACUGGGAUUGAAGCUCUGUUCCAACAUCGCAUUGUGAGAGCUUCUCAUAUAGGCCAAACACCAACUUCUUUGAUGGCUCUUGAGGGGAUGUUAAUCGCAUACUUGUAUUCAAUCUUUCUUGUUCUUGAUACCAUUGCCACUUUCAUCUUCUUCAAAAGCUGCAAGGCCAGUUCUUGCAUAGAUCAAAAAGGCAGGUACGCUUACAGGGUUGAAAUUGUAGAGGAAGAUAAUGCUGGUUAUGUGAGCUUAAAGGUCUCGCAAGAGCUUCCAUAA